AUGGAAAACAUAGACUAGCCACAAAUUAAAAAAUUUGAUCAAAUAAUUGACACCUUUGAAGAAGAAUUCAAAGGAUAAAUUGAGAAACUUAAUGAGUCGCUAGAAUUGCUACUAAAACUGAUUAACAAUAUUGGAUAGAGUCCUUUUGAAAUGAAAUUCAGAAAAAUUAAAUCGUCUAACCCCACAAUAAAAGAAAAAAUAUUUAGAUUUUCACUAGCUGGAGAUUUACUGAUUCAUAUUGGGUUUGUAAAAAAAGUAGAAAAUUAAGAGGAGUUUUAUAUUCUUGAAGAUAAAAAUUUAAUAGUCUUACUUCCUUUUAUUCAACAUCUUCGUAAUAGAAUGGAACUGUUUUAAGCUAAAUAAAUAAGUUAAGAAGAGUAUGAAAGGGUGUAUCACAUUUAAAAAAAUAAGGUAAAUAUCGUUAAGAAACAAGAUGAAGAUAAAAAGAAAGGUGAGGAGUUGAAAACGAUUUUUAAGAAUGAUAGAGAUGAUUUUAGAUUUAUUGAAAAAAUAGACGCAAAAGCAUAAUAGCAAGAAAAACAACGUCUAAUAUCUCCAAUUUAAUAAAUAUCUGGAGAUCAGUAAUUUAUAGAUAGAGUUAUUUAGAAUAACAAACCUGUUAUUGUUCAUUUUUAUGCUGACUGGUGUCCUCCCUGUAAUCUAGUUAAUUAAUUUAUAGAGAAUAAAUUAUAGCAAUCAAACGGAUGGGUGUUUGCCAAAGUUAAUUGCGAUGAUCACAAUAAUGCUGGAGUUAAAUAUAAUAAUAGUUUAGAAGGAAUCCCAACCAUCAACUUUUUUUACAAAGGAUAAAUAAUUUAAAAAUGCAGUUUCCAGAAUUUUGAUGAAUCAAAAUUGAUAGAUACAAUUCAGAAAGCUGAGCAAGCAUCUCAACAAAUAGUUUGA
This is a messenger RNA of Tetrahymena thermophila SB210, 903 nucleotides long. Its product is annotated as thioredoxin. Lineage: Eukaryota; Ciliophora; Oligohymenophorea; Hymenostomatida; Tetrahymenidae. The transcript has a single exon. The record is from RefSeq and is a predicted model, not a curated record. Gene Ontology annotation, biological process: cell redox homeostasis.